Didymodactylos carnosus is the source of this 387-nucleotide messenger RNA. NCBI's taxonomy places the organism in Eukaryota, Metazoa, Rotifera, Eurotatoria, Philodinida, Philodinidae. The record is from the annotation of a GenBank genome assembly.
AUGAUUGGUAUUUUAAUCGUCCUAUGUAUUUUUACCCUUGCUUAUUUUCUUGGAUAUUAUAUUUACGAUAAUUAUUUUCGUGCUGAAUACGUACCAUAUGAACUAUUGAAAAGUAAACGUGUUAUUAUAACAGGAGCUAGUCGAGGAAUCGGUGAACAAUUUGCCUAUGAAUAUGCGAAACACGGUACCUGUCUCAUCUUAGCAUCACGUCAGUUAAAGGAUUUGGAAUCGGUGGCACAACAGUGUCGGCAGUUGGGCUAUCAAAAAGUAGAAUGCGUCCAAUUUGAUGCAGGUGAGCAAAAAUCAUGUCAAAAUCUCAUCGAAACGUCCUUAAAACAUUAUAAUGGAAUCGAUAUUCUUGUUUUAAACCACACACAAUCUGUAUAG